UAUAUAUAUAUAAUUAUAUACAUAUACAUGUAUAUAAAUACACACACAUAUAGUUUUAUAUAUAUAUAUAUAUAUAUAUAGAUAUACAUAUAUUUAUACAUAGGGAUUGACAGCCACCAUACAUAUAGAUAGUGCUUGUACGCACACAAAUCACUAGUACAUCAAUCCUAAUAUACAAAUAUCAAGAUGAAAUUCACAAACGUGAACAAUGUAAAGGUAUACAAUGUCAACACCGGCAAAAGUGUACCAGAAUGGUUAACUGACCGCAAGAAGCGAGCAUUAGUAAAAAAAGAUGUAGAUCUACAACAACGUGUACAGCUCAUACAAGACUUCGAUAUGCCUACAGCAGCCACUCGCAUCAAGAUGUCGAGGGAUCAGCAGUAUUUGAUGGCGUCGGGUGUAUAUAAGCCGAAACUCAAGUGUUUCGAGACCGCUGAACUGGGUAUGAAGUUUGAACGUAGUUUGGACUGUGAGAUCGUACAAUUCCAGAUAUUAAGUGAUGACUUCAGGAAAGUUGUGUUUCUGGAAGCUGAUAGAUAUGUCGAAUUCCACGCACAUUUUGGACGCUACUUCAAAACGAGGAUACCUGCACAUGGACGAGAUAUGUCAUAUCAUAGUGGUUCAUGUGAUCUAUAUCUCUGUGGGUCGUCACCUGAUCUAUGGAGAUUAAAUCUGGAGUCGGGGCGAUUCAUGGCCCCGCUGAGAGGCAAAGGCAAAGAAUAUAACGUUGUCAAAAUCAGUCCAGCUCACCAACUUAUAACGUCGGGAUCUACUACUGGCGGUGUGGAGGUUUGGGACCCGCGCACAAAGGAGUUAGCGUCGGGUCUGCGCUUGCCCAUGGAGGACAAUCAGACGGAGGAGGUAACCGCUUUGCGGUACAGCGACGACGGUAUAAAGAUGGCGGUAGGCACAAGCGGCGGCAUGGUGUACAUGUACGACAUCCGAUCAGACAAGCCGUUUGUGGUGAAGGACCAUCAGUACGGCUAUCCAAUAUUAGACCUCAAAUUCCACUCGUCCAAACGAGUGCUGUCCACUGAUAAGCGGGUGAUUAAAAUUUGGGAUGAAACCGAUGGCGAGAACUACACAGCCAUAGAAUCACAGCACGACAUCAAUGACACGUGUGUGGCCAAUGACUCAGGUCUUAUCAUGACAGCCAACGAGGGCUCGGAUAUGCAAGCCUUCUUCAUCCCCGAUCUUGGUCCAGCGCCCAAGUGGUGCAACUUCUUGGAUACGAUAUCAGAGGAGCUCGCACAAACGGACAAUACAACUAUAUACGACGACUACAAGUUCGUUAGUAAAAUGGAUCUGGAGACGCUUGGAUUGUCCGAUCUCAUUGGCUCACGUCUGCUGCAGCCUUACAUGCACGGAUUCUACAUGGAUAUGCGGCUGUACCAGAAGGCCAAAGCGGCUGUGGAUCCGUUCUCGUACAAAGACUACAGGAAAGAGGCUAUCAAGAAGAAGAUCAGCGACAAACGAGCCAACCGUAUUGGUGUGGUGAAAAAGCUGCCCAAGGUCAAUACAGACUAUGCGAAGUUCUUGAUACAGGAAGAAGCCAAGGGAGAGAGUGGCAAGAAGGAUACGGAAAUGGCGGGCAAUGCGCUCAAGGACGACCGUUUCUCGUCGCUGUGGAGCAACCCAGAAUACAGUGUGGAUGCCACGAGUGAAGAGUUCAAGGCCCGUCACCCCAAGCUGGCUAAGAGUCAGUUCAACGCCGAAUCGAUCAAAUUGAUUCAACAGAACGACGAAGAGGAAAGCGAACGCGAUGGCAAGGGCAGUGACGAGUCAUCCAGCGAAAGCGAGGAGGAGGAGGAAGUCAAGGCGCCUGUGAAGAAGGAAAAGAAAAAGAAGACAACCGCGCCGCAAGUCAACAUGUACGAAGUGAAUGCGAUCAACCACGAAAAGCGUCGCAAGGAGCGUAAGGUCAUGCUGGGCAGUCGUGUGGACGAGGAAAUGGGAGAAGUACGCACGCAUGCUGCACACGUAGGAGGACGCUCGCAUACGUUCAAGAUGCAUGAGAAGGUCGACCAUGCCGCUGUGGAGAAGGAGAAGGCGAGGAAGGAGCAUGUCAAAGAACGAGUGGACGCAAGACGGAGUGUCAAGACACUCAAUCUCAAGCGCAGAGGCCCUGUGUAUUGGCGUGGCCAAAAAGUAGAAUAGGUGCAACUAUGAUCACAGCUGAAAGUUUGUUACAUUGCAACCGAGCAUUUGUGAUGGAAUAGAAUAUAAAAUAAAAAUUAGUGUGAACAUUACGUAUGACCACAGCUUGAAGCC
Molecule: messenger RNA, 2271 nt
Organism: Sphaeroforma arctica JP610
Lineage: Eukaryota; Ichthyosporea; Ichthyophonida
Exons: 11
Coding region: 187-2157 (656 amino acids)
Biological process (GO): maturation of SSU-rRNA from tricistronic rRNA transcript (SSU-rRNA, 5.8S rRNA, LSU-rRNA)
Cellular component (GO): 90S preribosome; nucleus; small-subunit processome
Molecular function (GO): protein binding
Source: RefSeq, a predicted model, not a curated record